GGUUGAGCGACGUACCAUGUAGAAACUCUACAGCCCAGUCGAUCUGGUUCUAUCUGAUCAUCCCCACACACACUCUCUCUUUCUUUAGUAUUCCACUCCUACUAUACUAUAAUGUCAAUGCAAACAGAACUGACUACUCUCUAUAAGACACACCAACGAAGAAGUGAACUUCAAGUCUUCUAUCUUCCUAACCCAAACAACUUUUUCUUUAUUCUUAUCUCUCUCUCUCUCCCCUUUUCUCUAAUCUUAUCUCUUUUCUUCUUCUUUAACAAUGUCUUCUGGUUUCUAUCUUCAACGACCUUGAAAAACCAUCAUUAUUCCCAAGUCCAUGGAGUUCGACCUUGAAAACCCUCUUACAGAUUUGGAAGACCUAACCUCUGACUCUGUCGCUUCUCUGUUUCUCACCGAGUCUGAUCACAUGCCUUCUCACAGUUACUUCUCCAGUCUUCAGGCUGGAGAUAUGGACAUACUUGUUAGACGAGAAGCCAUUGCUUCAAUCGCACAGUUCUCCUGUAACUUCGAUCCUCUCUUAUCAUACCUCGCAGUUAAUUAUCUUGAUCGGUUCUUAUCCUGCCAUUUAAUGCUGCAACCGAAGCAAUGGGUUAUAAAGCUUCUUGCAAUCUCUUGUGUUUCUUUAGCUGCCAAGAUGAAGAAAACUGAUAUUUCAAUCUCCGAUUUUCAGGGUGAUGCUGGUAUAAUUUUUGACACCAGAACAAUAGGAAGAAUGGAAACCCUUAUUUUGGGAGCUCUCAAAUGGAGGAUGCGUUCGGUCACUCCCUUUUCUUUUAUUUCCCAUUUCAUAUCUCUUUUCAAACUCCAAGACCCACCACUAACCCAAGCUCUCAAGGCUAGAGCUGUCCAUAUUAUCUUCAAAGCUCAAAAAGAUAUUAACUUCUUGGUUUACAACCCAUCAAUAGUCUCUGCAUCGGCUCUACUCUCUGCCUCCCACGAGCUUUUCCCUCUGCAAUUUCCAUGCUUUCGAAAUGCACUUUCCAACUGUUCAUACUUAAACAAAGACAACUUGCUCCACUGUUACAAUGCUUUACAAGCCGUGGUGUUAGAGGAGUACGAGUCAGUGUCCGAGGCAGUUUCAAGCACGGUCACGCCGGUCAACGUGCUUGACCAGAUUUUUUCAAGCUCAGAAAGUGGAAAAUCCAAUACUGUGACCACUCUUCGAUUAGAGAGGGACAUUAAGAGAAGGAAAAUCAGUCACUAUUGCCAUAAUCAAACGGUUCAUGUUUCUCAGAUUCGCCAGUUCUGAUGAUGAUUAGACUAUAUAUACUGAUUUCACAGCUACUGCUAUUAUCUUUUGAAGCUAUCCUAAGCUUUUAAAGCUCGAGCUGCCACCAAUGUAUCCCAAAAAAAGAAAAAGAAAAAAUGACUAGGUAUGAAAGAAAAAGAAAAAAAAUAUGGUAGAAGAAGAAGAACAAGGAAGAAGAAAGAAAGAAAAGGCAAAAGGGUGGACUAAUGAGAAGCCUGAUCUAAUAUAUGAGAGGUUGAUAUCAUGAUGGACCAAGUCACUGUUGGAUGGUCUCAGUACGGCUUAUUACAGUUCAUUAGCCAGAAAAAACAAGAAAAAAAAAAUAGCAAAAUGAAAAAAAAGAAAAGAAAAGAAAAGUAGAGAGAUGGAUUUUUUUUGUUUCUUUUGUUUAGGAACCAAACAACGACAAAACACAACUUUGAAUUUGCAGGGUUUAUUAAUUUCUAUUUAUUUAGUUUAUGGGUUUAGCGUGAA
Molecule: messenger RNA, 1735 nt
Organism: Cannabis sativa
Lineage: Eukaryota; Viridiplantae; Streptophyta; Magnoliopsida; Rosales; Cannabaceae
Product: putative cyclin-D6-1
Exons: 6
Coding region: 329-1261 (310 amino acids)
Biological process (GO): regulation of cyclin-dependent protein serine/threonine kinase activity; mitotic cell cycle phase transition
Cellular component (GO): cyclin-dependent protein kinase holoenzyme complex; cytoplasm; nucleus
Molecular function (GO): cyclin-dependent protein serine/threonine kinase regulator activity
Source: RefSeq, a predicted model, not a curated record